Molecule: messenger RNA, 830 nt
Organism: Mastomys coucha (southern multimammate mouse)
Lineage: Eukaryota; Metazoa; Chordata; Mammalia; Rodentia; Muridae
Gene: Cisd3
Product: CDGSH iron sulfur domain 3
Exons: 3
Coding region: 214-627 (137 amino acids)
Cellular component (GO): intracellular membrane-bounded organelle
Molecular function (GO): 2 iron, 2 sulfur cluster binding
Source: RefSeq, a predicted model, not a curated record
CCUUGGUGACCCCGGGCCGUUCGGCCCCGCCUCCCCGGGCCUAGGUCAGACUCCACCCCUCGGCCGUGCGUCCCCACGGGGCAGUCUUUUUUCCGGAGGGAGCGCCGGAGUAGAUGCCAAGAUCCGCAGGGCCUCUUCUUUGACCCUUUUCACAACCAUUAAAAAAAAAAAAAAGUCCCAAGCUCGUUUGGCCUGUGGGCUUUCCCUUCCCUGAUGGGCUUCCGGCACCUUCCCUUCGCCACUGAUUUUAUUUUUCUGUUUCCAAAUCACAUCUGCCCGCCUGCCUUGACGAAGCUGUGUCAGAGGCGGGAAAUCUCCUCUUGGCUGGCUCGAUGGUUCCCCAGAGACCCAGCCAAGCCAGUGGUGGCACAGAAAACACCCAUCAGAUUGGAGCUGGUUGCCGGGAAAACCUACAGGUGGUGUGUAUGUGGCCGAAGCAAGAAUCAGCCCUUCUGUGAUGGCUCCCACUUCUUCCAGCGUACCGGCCUUUCCCCACUCAAAUUCAAGGUCCAAGAGACACACACAGUGGCCUUAUGUACCUGCAAGGCCACGAAGCGACCCCCUUACUGUGACGGUACCCACAAGAGUGAGCAGGUGCAGAAAGCAGAAGUAGGCUCCCCACUCUGAGGGGUACUGUGACCCCAGGCCUCUUCCAGGCUUCCCUUCCACGAAGGCAAUGAUGCCGAACCACACACGGAAGGUAGCGUCCACAUUCUUCUUGUUAGCAAUUGUACCCUGAAAAACCUGUAUUCUCCGGCUGGGCAGCUGAGAGCAGGCCCUGGUUCAGCUAAAGCUAAAGCUGUCAUUAAACACUGAGGCCCACCCUCUAA